CCGGAAGUGACGCCCUCGGGCCGCGCCCGGCGGGGCAUGGCGUCGGAGCGAGGCGGGCGCACCCUGGCUCCCGGUGCUGGGGCCCGGGCCGGGGUCGGAGAAUCCGCGGGGCGCCGGGGCCGAGGGCCGGGGCAGGCGCGUCCGCUCGCUGCCUCCCGUGUGCCGCGGAGAUAGGAGGCGCAGCCCGGCGGCUGGGACGCCCGGCCGGGCCCUGGCCCGUGCUCAGCCGGCGCGAUGCUCUUCUCGCUCCGGGAGCUGGUGCAGUGGCUGGGCUUCGCCACCUUCGAGAUCUUCGUGCACCUGCUGGCCCUGUUGGUGUUCUCCGUGCUGCUGGCACUGCGCGUGGACGGCCUGGCGCCCGGCCUCUCCUGGUGGAACGUGUUCGUGCCCUUCUUCGCCGCUGACGGGCUCAGCACUUACUUCACCACCAUCGUGUCCGUACGCCUCUUCCAGGACGGAGAGAAGCGACUGGCCGUGCUCCGGCUCUUCUGGGUCCUCACGGUUCUUAGCCUCAAGUUCGUUUUCGAGAUGUUAUUGUGCCAGAAGCUGGUGGAGCAGACUCGGGAGCUCUGGUUCGGCCUGAUCACGUCCCCGGUCUUCAUUCUCCUGCAACUGCUCAUGAUCCGCGCCUGCCGGGUCAACUAGCCUCGCAGAGGAGCCGGAGGGGAGGAGCUCUGGGUAGCUAGAAUGCUGGACUCCAAGCUGAAGUCCCACUUCCACUGCACCAGAGAAGUCUGGGUCUGAAACUAAUGCCAGAUUGCGUCUUGCAGCGUGCCCAGUUUGCUCUAUACCAGUCGUGUCUGAAACCGUUCUCCCAGCAGGGCUGAAAAGAACAGCUUUGAUCCUUAAAAUGUGUUUCUUGUUAUUUCACGCUUUAAAUAGCUAAUCCUGAAUUGAGAACUCCUCUGAGAGUUGGAAGCCAUAUAAGUGAAACACCCCGAUGGGGUCUGAGUGUUUUCAUGGAUCCUGAGAAAUCACCCCUUGCGCAAAGGCUGCAAAGCCAGUCUCUGGAAUUUCCUCUGGCUCGCAUCACUGACCUAAAAGCUCAGUGUCCCAUUCACCCAAACUUCCUUAGAGGUUUGAGCUCUAAAAUGUGCAAACUAGCUUGUGUCUCCUCCCCUGUGCCGCUGGGGAAAGGAUGGUCCUUUCUUCAUGUCAGCCCAGGUGACAGGAGUGUGUUGAGUAAGCAUGAUCUUGACUCUAUCCGGAGAUCUGUCGCCUGAGGAAAGAACUUUGCUUAAUUUAAAGGCUCUGCUUGGCUUCCUAUCCCAGCAGAUUGCAGUAUCAUGACUUUUCCACCACCUUGUGGCCGGCACUGUUAACACACCUGAGACAGAAUUGGGCCUCCCUAGGGGACCGGAGAGAGAGGAACAGGUGCUUGCGAUGCUCAUCGGCUUUGAGACCUGCGAGUGUGAAGUUUGAGAAUGGUCUCAGCCCACAUUCGUGGGCCUGAGGUCUUUGGUUUGAUGCCAGUCAGGUGCCAAAUGAGAACAUUUGCUGAGAUAAAAAUAAAAUGAGAAUGUUUUGCUGAAA
Messenger RNA from Pteropus alecto (black flying fox), 1533 nucleotides. RefSeq names its product transmembrane protein 203 (gene TMEM203). Gene Ontology annotation, biological process: intracellular calcium ion homeostasis. Lineage: Eukaryota; Metazoa; Chordata; Mammalia; Chiroptera; Pteropodidae. The transcript has a single exon. The record is from RefSeq and is a predicted model, not a curated record. Gene Ontology annotation, cellular component: endoplasmic reticulum. Bases 235 to 645 code for a protein of 136 amino acids.